GAUAUUUCCAAACUGGCAAGCUUCAUAUUGGGUAUGGAAUUCCAUCCUAUGUCAUGGCGAGCUGCAAAUCCUUAUGUGCUGGUAGAUUGUUUUGAAGAUGUCACUCCUACAGAAAGAUUGCACUUGGAUAAAAACUGCGGUAGAGACAUAGUUUUGUAUGGUUAUCUCCGGGGUUGUGAGAUCAAGAAAAAAGAAACUGAGGUGCAUAUUGCCGGCGUCGGUGACUUCCCUUUGGCUGGCGUGGCAAGUGUAGCUGAACCUCGCCCAUUACCGCAUAUUGACGAUCCAAAGAUUGAUAUACCCGAACAUCUUGAUGAGGAAACUCACAUGAAGAAAGAGAUUAUCAGAGUAGGGGCUUAUCUAAAGUUUAAGAUCUGCGAUGUUCCUUGUGAGAUGGUUAAUAAUCGUGAUCCAUGUCAUCCUACUCUCGUUGGAGGUAUCAGCCAUGCAGAAAAAACUGACGGACGUAUCUUGGCGAGAUUUGAGAGACACAGUUUGCAUAUGAAAUCAUUGAGGACAAAUGAUCCUAUUAUUGUUUCAGUUGGAUGGAGAAGGUAUGUGACGAUACCUAUCUAUGCCACAGAAGACUUGCAUGAAACUCUCGAAUUCACCCCUGAAGACAAGCCGUGUUGUGCAACGUUUUGGGGCCCUUUUGAAACUCCUGGAACUGGAGUUGUUGCUGUACAGAGUCUGGCAGAUAGCAAGGCAGCUUUUCGCAUUUCAGCGACCGGUGCAGUGCUCGGUUUUACCAAUGCCCCAUAUUGUGACAUCAACGAGGAUCAUAGCUUAUUCAACCCAUUAAUGACAUCCCCGGAACCAAGCGACCGUGUUUGGACAGACGACACGAAGGAAAGCGAGAAAAGUAAAGCACAUGUGGUGUGGGGUUCUCGGGAAAGAAAGAUAGCAGACGAGGAUCUGAGAAAAAAGAUGUCAACGAUACUAGAGGAUAAGCUCAAGCUUACUUGUCAGAAGCGGAAGACGGAUGAACCACGGCGUGCUGUGAUAAUUCUCGAACGUAUGCAUUUUGGUAACAUGGCGGAGUUUCUUGAGGCGUACCAGAAAAAGAAGGAGCAGGAUAUUCGUAACAAUAUAACUCGUGGGAUGCCUACUAGAUUUUUCGAGAGAAAGACAGGGAAUAUAGCUGUUGCCAAUUGAGGACCAGGAAGGAAGAAAGAAAGAAAGAAAUAUGGAGGGAACAUUGCUGUUGCGAACUAGUUUAAAAUUGGCCUGUGGAUCUGGCAUUAAAAUCUGUAUUUAAGCGAUCCCUUUGCUUACUUGCCACA
Molecule: messenger RNA, 1283 nt
Organism: Papaver somniferum (opium poppy)
Lineage: Eukaryota; Viridiplantae; Streptophyta; Magnoliopsida; Ranunculales; Papaveraceae
Product: ribosome biogenesis protein bms1-like
Exons: 6
Coding region: 34-1155 (373 amino acids)
Biological process (GO): ribosome biogenesis; endonucleolytic cleavage of tricistronic rRNA transcript (SSU-rRNA, 5.8S rRNA, LSU-rRNA); maturation of SSU-rRNA from tricistronic rRNA transcript (SSU-rRNA, 5.8S rRNA, LSU-rRNA)
Cellular component (GO): 90S preribosome; nucleus
Molecular function (GO): GTP binding; GTPase activity; U3 snoRNA binding
Source: RefSeq, a predicted model, not a curated record